GAUAACGUUAUAAUAUAUCUACAUGAUCGACAUCAAUUCAACUAUAUUUAAAUAGUAAAUACCCACUAAUCACUAUUACACUAAACUGUUAGACCAGCAGUUGUUUUGUUCAUUUGAGAAGCAAUUGCUUUAUUAGUGGCUUUAUUAAUAGCAACCCAAUUGCUCUCUUGACUUUUACUCAAGUUAUCGUUAAUUUAAUUAAAAUGUACAAAUAGAAGUAUAAUUCUACACGAUUAACACGUUAUUAUAGUUCGUAAUAAAAAUGAUGCCCAAAAGUUUUUUCUUCAUCUUUUUAACUAUCCUCAGCGCAACAAACGAAGUUGUGACGAAAGACUCAAAAAUGCCGCUUAUACAGGAAUUUUCAGUAAACAGGAUUACUGGCAAUAUUACGAGUACUUAUUCUGGACAACCUCAACAAGUUGAUGUAGAACUCCCUCAAACUAAAGAAACAUUAAUCAAAAACAAUAUAACCAGAACUAAAAAUGAUUCUCAUGUAUACUAUAAUAGUACUACUAUAAAUGACUCCAAUAUAUUCAAAAAAAUUUGGAAAGAGCUAAACAAUAAUCCAGACGGAAAUGUACAUGAUAUGUUGACAAAUUCUCAUUGUAGAGUAUAUAUAGCAACGGUUGAUUUAACUUUCCAGUUUCUGUUCUAUGAUCAUCUAAUAAAUACUAUUACAAUUGAUACUGGGGGAUUUUUAUAUUUUGGAGAUUAUGUUUAUUCAUGGUUACCUGCUACUCAAUAUGUGGCUCCUUUGAAAGCCAACUUUAAUAUUAGUGUUUCAGACGAAUCAAAUAUUUAUUAUAUGGAUAAUGGAACUGCUUUCACAGUUACUUGGCAAAAUGUGACUUUACAUAAUAAGCCUAAAGCAGGAGAAUUUACAUUCCAGACCACUCUACAUUAUAAUGCCAUUGUGUUUGCUUAUAAGUACUUACCAAUGUCAUUGAAAGCUAUUGAUGAUUCUAGUGAUCCAAUAAAAAUAGGAUUAUCAGAUCCCUAUGUAAUAGAAAAAACUAAAUUCUUUGUAAAGCGAACAACAGUUUAUGAACACCAUCGACUGACAUUUAACAAUGAUGAAGUGCCAAAUGGUACUGUAAUAGUUCUAACAGCAUUUCCAAAUUGUUUAGAAAAGAAAAAUUGUAGAAGCUGUGUGAAAAAAAAAUAAUAACUAUCAACGUUUUUGGUGUGACAAUCGUUGCUUUUUGUGGGUUGAUAUAAACAGUCAAGAAUGGAAUAAGAAAGAUUGUGAAAAGUUAAAACUUAUUAAUGAAAAAAUGUGUAUACAAUGACAUCACAACUUUAUAAAACUUAACUUAUCUCACUGAGGUCUUAUCAAAACAUUUAAAAUUUAUAUCAAAUAGGUAAUAAUAAUUAAAAAUUUUUGUUUUCGUUUUCAGUCAGGAGCCAAAUUUAGAGGGGGUGGGAUAAAUUUUGAAA
Adelges cooleyi (spruce gall adelgid) is the source of this 1437-nucleotide messenger RNA. Its product is annotated as plexin domain-containing protein 1-like. NCBI's taxonomy places the organism in Eukaryota, Metazoa, Arthropoda, Insecta, Hemiptera, Adelgidae. The record is from RefSeq and is a predicted model, not a curated record.